UGACAUCUCUUCUUCCCUGUCUUUGUUCAGCUCAGCUCGCAUAAUCGUCGGAAUCCGAAAAUGUUGGCUCGUCUCGCGAACUGACGCCUGCUGGAGAUCCGUCAAGCAUUCCGUCAAUUUCCUCGGGUUUUUUUUUUUUUUACCUAUUUUCUUUGAAUUUGUUCUUGUAUUUUCUGUCUGAAAUCGCAGUAACUUCUAUUACAUUUAUUUGUUUUUCCGUGUCCUUCAGAAGUCUCGAUCAUUCUCCACUGCUCUGAACUACUUAAGUUCGAACUAAUCGCGUCAAUAAAUACAUUUGAUCAAUCCAAUGCUUCUAUAUAUUAAUCUCUAUAUAUUUGGAUAAUUUUAUUACUGUGGAAGAGUGUUUGUGCAGCACAUUGAUAUGCCAGAUAACAACCCGGACCUUCCGUGGGAGUUCAGCGAUGGGAACAAAGAGAAGGUGAAGGAAAUAUUAUCUCACUAUUCAUCAAAGUACAAGCAAUCUGCAGUCAUUCCUCUGCUAGAUCUUGCACAACAACAACAUCAAGGGUGGCUUCCUGUUUCAGCAAUGAAUGCUAAAAUCCAGGUUGCAGUCGUCAAAUUGGCAUAUCUAACAAGUGAUUCUUAUGCUGCUUCCCAUAAGGUUGGAAAGUACCACCUAUUGGUUUGUGGCACAAUGCCUUGUAUAAUACGUGGCUCAAGGGAAAUUGAAGAUGCACUACUAAAGCACUUAGGAGUGAAGUGCAGUGGGAUGUUGUAUAAAUGCCCCUAUGAUAACAGUAGUUGAUUACUCCGAUGGAUCUGAAGGAUAUACCUACAAUUACGAUCGUGGCACCCAGAACCCAAAGCACAUCAAUUCCGGUCCAGAAGGAGGGAAUACUACAUUGUUAGGCGAGCCAAAGGCUCCUCCAUGUCGGGAUCUGGAUGCAUGCUGAAGUUCAAUUUCAGCAGCGGUAUCUCUAAUAACGUGAAGCUCGAACUAACAAGCAUCCAUGGGCCGUAAGUUAUUGUUAAUCCUGAUCAGUCCUCAAUGUUUUUCUUCUUUUUUUCUGCAUUUUUUUUUUUUUGGCUGCCAGUGCGGGUGCUGGUGGAUUUGGUUUUUUCAUUUAAGCUCAUCUCCUCCAAAGUUGUCAGUUACUAAUGUAAAUUGCAUCACCAGAAGCUAGCAGUUGACAUCAUGAACUCUCUGAUUAAACUGAAUAUGGUAGUGUCAUAAACACUUCUGAGUUCUGAGCCUCAACAGUAAGAUGAACCAAGAUCGCUACUACACGUACACUGGUAAAUCUUGAGGUCAGAAAAACUGUAAAAAUUGUACAAGAGAAGAUUACACUUCAGAAUGACUUGCCGUCUCACCUGACCUGUGUCCAAUGAUUUCUCUCCUCCAAUUAUGAUUGAGAGCUGAAGAAGUCAAAUCUCCUUUUUGGAAAUCAAAUGCACUAACCAACCCAUUAUUGAGGCAAAGUGGUAACAAU
Molecule: messenger RNA, 1451 nt
Organism: Ilex paraguariensis (yerba mate)
Lineage: Eukaryota; Viridiplantae; Streptophyta; Magnoliopsida; Aquifoliales; Aquifoliaceae
Source: the annotation of a GenBank genome assembly